CCCCUCUUCUCUUCACACUCACCUCUACAUACACCUAUACAUACAAAUACUUCCUCUCUCCAUCUUUCUCAUUCUCCCUUUCUCUCCAUUACUCCCCUCAUUCUAUCACCACCCCUUUAUUCCCCCUCCCAAAUUACCCCACCCCAUCUCCUCAGAACAUCCCGUCUCUCUCUCUCUCUCUCUCUCUCUCUCUCUCUCUCUCUCUCUCUCUCUCCCGUCUCUCUCUCCCUCUCUCACAAAUGAAGUACCCCAGAGUGAGGCUCCGGAUACUCAUCUUCAUAACCUCAAUUCUCAUCUACCCAUCUCAGUCUGACGACACUUCAGUCCUCCUAGACUUGAGAAAGUCACUAGGCUCACCUGACUCACUGGGUUGGACUGACUCGGACCCUUGCAAAUGGGCCCACAUUCAGUGCUCCAAAGACAGACGGGUCACCCGGAUCCAAAUUGGUAAUCAGAAGCUAAAAGGGUUACUCCCAGCGUCACUAAAAAACCUCACUUCUUUACAAGUGCUCGAGUUACAGAACAAUCAACUCACUGGGUCAUUACCGAGUUUAUCCGGGUUAAGUUCACUUCAAUCUCUUUUGCUUCAUAAUAAUGGGUUUGAUUCUAUGCCCACUGAUUUUUUUGAUGGUAUGACUUCUUUACAGUCUGUGUAUAUUGGUUAUAAUGCUUUUAGAGCUUGGCAAUUACCUGAUAGUUUAAAAAGUGUUGGUACUCUUCAGAAAUUCUCAGCUACUAGUUGUAAUAUUACUGGAAAAAUUCCUGAUUUUUUUGGUAGUGAUACAUUUGCUGGACUGACACUUUUAGACCUUGCGUUUAAUUCGUUGGAAGGUGAAUUGCCUGUGAGUUUCGCGGGCUCUUCGAUACAGACAUUGUGGUUGAAUGGACAGAAUAGUGAGGCUAGGUUGUCUGGUAGUAUUGCUGUUUUGCAAAAUAUGACUGAGUUGACUGAGGUUUGGUUGCAUUCGAAUUUGUUUUCUGGACCUAUUCCGGAUCUUUCGAGGUUAGGACAGUUGCAGAAUUUGAGUUUGAGGGAUAAUAGUUUGACUGGUGUUGUGCCUGUUUCGGUGGUUGAGAUGCCUUCGCUUGUGAUAGUGAAUUUGACGAAUAAUAUGUUGCAAGGGCCUAUGCCGAAGUUUAAGGAUUCGGUGCAGGUGGAUAUGGCCGGGAUUAAUAGUUUUUGUUUGGAUAAGCCGGGUGUUCCGUGUGAUUUUCGUGUGAAUGAGUUGCUUGCUGUUGCGGAAUCUGUUGGUUAUCCGAGCAAGUUUGCAGAGAAUUGGAAAGGAAAUGAUCCGUGCACACCGUGGUUGGGUCUUACGUGUAAUGGUGGGAAUAUUACGGUUAUUAAUUUUCAAAAAAUGGGUCUUGCCGGCACUAUUUCUCCGAACUUCUCAUCUAUUACGUCAUUACAAAGGUUGAUUCUUUCAAAUAAUAAUCUUACUGGUGUUAUCCCGGACGAGCUCACAAGUUUGGUUAAUCUAAAAGAACUGGAUGUUUCAAACAAUCAGCUUCAUGGUAAAGUUCCGUCAUUCAAGAGUAAUGUGAGGGUCAUAGUUACUGGUAAUGUGGAUAUAGGAAAGGAUAGUGGUCCUAGUACAACACCAACAACUCCUGCUGGUAAAAUACCUGGUUCAUCCCCUGGCUCCACUGCAGAGGCUCCUCGAGGUGGUGAGAAUAAAUCUUCAACAGGGGUAGUUGUUGGUUCUGUUGUGGGUGGGGUGUGUGCAUUUGUUGUUGCCGGGUUCCUAGUCAUUUGUCUCUACAGAGCAAAGCGCAAGCGUUCUGGUAUAGAACAACAUCCUGGGACAACUGUAAUUCAUCCACGCCACUCGGGAUCAGACCAAGAUGCGGUGAAGAUCACAGUUACUGGUUCCAGUGUUAAUGGUGGGUCUACCAGCGAAACUUUGAGUCUUGGAAGUAGUGGACGUAGAGAUAUGCAUAUUGUCGAGGCAGGAAACAUGGUAAUUUCGAUCCAAGUGCUGAGGAAUGUGACUAACAACUUCAGCCAAGAUAAUAUUUUGGGAAAAGGUGGUUUUGGAACUGUUUACAGUGGAGAAUUACAUGAUGGAACUAAGAUUGCAGUCAAGAGGAUGGAAUCAGGAGUGAUGAGUGAGAAGGGGUUGGAUGAGUUUAAGUCUGAAAUUGCUGUUCUUACUAAGGUUCGACACAGAAAUUUGGUUGUGCUUCUAGGAUAUUGCCUUGAUGGAAAUGAGAGAUUACUUGUUUAUGAAUAUAUGCCUCAAGGUACUCUCAGUAGGUAUCUGUUUAGCUGGGAGGAGGAAGGUUUGAAACCACUUGAAUGGACAAAGAGGCUAACAAUUGCAUUGGAUGUUGCUAGAGGCGUUGAGUAUCUACAUGGUUUGGCACAACAGAGUUUUAUUCACAGGGAUCUUAAGCCAUCCAACAUUCUCCUUGGAGAUGAUAUGCGAGCUAAAGUUGCAGACUUUGGACUUGUCCGUCUUGCUCCAGAUGGAAAAGCUUCGCUUGUAACCAGAUUGGCAGGGACUUUCGGGUAUCUUGCACCAGAAUAUGCAGUGACGGGCAGAGUAACUACGAAGAUUGAUGUCUUUAGCUUUGGAGUGAUUCUUAUGGAGCUGAUAACUGGACGAAGAGCGCUAGACGAAACCCAACAGGAGGAUAGUGUGCACCUUGUCCCAUGGUUCCGCAGAAUGCACCUCAAUAAGGAGACAUUCCGAAAGGCUAUCGACCCAACUAUCGUUGUUGACGAGGAGGUCCUUGCAAGUAUUAGCACCAUAGCUGAAUUGGCUGGCCAUUGCUGUGCAAGGGAACCCCAUCAAAGGCCUGAUAUGAGUCAUGCAGUUAAUGUUCUUUCAUCUCUGGCUGAGCUCUGGAAGCCAUCAGAACCUGAUCCUGAUGACAUAUACGGCAUUGAUCUUGAUAUUACGCUGCCACAGGCAGUUAAGAAGUGGCAGGCACUUGAGGGAAUGAGUGGGAUGGAUUAUUCUUCCUCUGGUAUUGGCAGUAGUGAUAAUACUCAAACAAGCAUACCCACUAGGCCGUCAGGGUUUGCUGAUUCUUUCACUUCAUCAGAUGGACGUUGAUGAUGAGAAAGUCAUUGAAGGUCUGAAAAGUAGGGUUCCUGUUUAAUGUUUAUUAGAGGUUUGUCAUGUUCAUUCUUUCUGCUUCUUCAUUGCUUGUUGCUUUUGCGAGAUUUAUCUCAGAAAUUCCUAUACAUUUCUCGGGGGUUCUUUAUUGUAUUUCUAAUAGUAUCUGACUCCGUUACCCUCUUUUUCACUGUGGAGUUUGAAAUGCAAGUAGGGAAUCCUUUUUCAUAA
Daucus carota subsp. sativus is the source of this 3296-nucleotide messenger RNA. Its product is annotated as receptor protein kinase TMK1. Gene Ontology annotation, biological process: protein phosphorylation. The transcript is spliced from 2 exons. Lineage: Eukaryota; Viridiplantae; Streptophyta; Magnoliopsida; Apiales; Apiaceae. The coding region runs from base 240 to 3062 and encodes 940 amino acids. The record is from RefSeq and is a predicted model, not a curated record. Gene Ontology annotation, molecular function: protein kinase activity; ATP binding; protein binding.